AUGACCGCAGUGGAGCGGACCAGCCUGGAGGGAACCCUGCGAGGUGAGCGUCGCCCCAUUUCACCCGAGCCCCGAGCGCUUGAGACACUGGCCCAACCAGUAGGAAGUGGCUCAGCCUGCGGCCUGUCUUACGGGGGGCGAUGGCCGACAGUGGGCCUGGAGUCCCUGCCCUGGCGUUCUGCUCCUGCGCCUCGGCCCUGGCCUAGCCUUGCACACUCGGUGAGGCUUCAGUUUGCGUGUCUGUAUAAUGGGGGUGGCAGGGGCACCGCCUGCAGAGGAGGCUCCGAGGCAGUUCUUGCCAAAUCGGUGGCGGUUGCUUCUGCCCGGGCCUGGCGGGAAAGAGGUUGGAGGGGACCUCCGGCCCGCUCCUCUACGUCCUCCACCACCCCCCAUUUCCCCGUCCCUCCGCGCUCUGCUCCCACAGCCGGGGUCUCCUCAGGCCGCCCCACUCGCUGUCCUCCCUCCUCCCCGCCUUGCCUCCUCCUCUUCCUCCUCCUCCUCUUCCGUCGGCGCCGCGUGGCCGGGAGGCGCUGCUCGCGGGAGUCCGCGGCGGCCUGGGCCCGAGCGGAGCCGUCACGCCGGAGGCAGUGCCCCGGAUUCCUGGGAGCAGCGGCCCCGGGCAGGGAAGCCAGUGCACCCCGGCUGCCCUGCUCCAGAGCGGCCUGUCACACUGAGAAUUUCUCCAGGAGCUGGGGCGGCAGUGCUGAUAUUUUUACAGCAGUGGAGUGUGCCAGCGUCCAGCAGCUGUGUGGGAUGAUCGGCAGCGAUAUGUGGAGAUGGAUUGUGAUGGACAGAGACCCAGCACCGGAUCCGCCCAAACCCCAAGAACCGCUCCCGAUCCACCCACCCCCUGACCCACCCACCCCCAGCAGCAUCUGGCCCACAGGCGCCCGAGGUGUAGCCUCUGCUUUAGCCCUGAGCGCCUCUGCCUCUGCGAAUCCCUCCCAGCUUCGGGGAUGGUUGGAGGACCCAGAACUGCAAGCUCUUUCCGACUGCUGGGAGGACACCAUUGGAAGUCCUGCCCCUGCCCUCUGCUGCCAGAGGCCUCCCGUUCAUAGCAGCGACCCCGCGGUGUUCCAGCUGUUCACCUGCCUGCCGGGCAGACCUGCGCCCUUUGACCACGCUCUUUGUCUCCCAUACGUGGUAGUGCCCAGCACACAGUAG
Messenger RNA from Choloepus didactylus (southern two-toed sloth), 1164 nucleotides. RefSeq lists its product as uncharacterized. The transcript has 6 exons. The coding region runs from base 1 to 1164 and encodes 387 amino acids. The record is from RefSeq and is a predicted model, not a curated record. NCBI's taxonomy places the organism in Eukaryota, Metazoa, Chordata, Mammalia, Pilosa, Megalonychidae.